This is a messenger RNA of Corythoichthys intestinalis (scribbled pipefish), 12194 nucleotides long. RefSeq names its product insulin receptor substrate 1-B. Gene Ontology annotation, cellular component: cytosol; plasma membrane. The record is from RefSeq and is a predicted model, not a curated record. The transcript is spliced from 3 exons. Bases 339 to 3716 code for a protein of 1125 amino acids. Gene Ontology annotation, biological process: insulin receptor signaling pathway. Lineage: Eukaryota; Metazoa; Chordata; Actinopteri; Syngnathiformes; Syngnathidae. Gene Ontology annotation, molecular function: insulin receptor binding; phosphatidylinositol 3-kinase binding.
UGUAGACUAGGCAGAAGCCUCAGUCAGACAGGUGGAGGAGCGCAGACGUCGUUGCGCGGCUGAGAGGUUGCACCCGCGGUUAUAUUCCCGAUUUGGACCGGGCCGGACUGUGGAGGACGCUGCUCGGAACCCUCCUGCAGCGCAACAGCCGGAUUGUGCAUGGAGCCACGCUCCGGCUCGGUUCUCCAUCCUAAUCACCGCGCACAUGCUUGAACCCUUGAGCGAGGACGCGACGCGGGGAGCGAGAGGAGGAGGCAUGUAGUUGCAACGCUUUCAGAACGUGGACUUCACAUGGUCUCCUCGGUUCUUAGACAUCGCGACUGUUUUCCGGUCCAGCCAUGGAGAACCAAGGCGCCGAGCUGCAGAAUUACGAAGACGUGCACAGAAGCGGUUACCUCCGCAAGCACAAAUCGAUGCACCGGCGCUUCUUCGUGCUGAGGGCGGCCUCGGAGCGUGGUCCCGCUCGCUUGGAGUAUUACGAGAACGAGAAGAAAUUCCGCAGCAAAUCUCCCGUACCCAAGAAAGUGCUGAACCUGGAGACGUGCUUCAACAUCAACAAGCGGGCCGAUUCCAAGAACAAGCACCUGAUCGUGCUCUACACCCGCAGCGAGAGCUUUGCCAUCGCCGCGGACAGCGAGGAGGUCCAAAACGAGUGGUACCAAGCCAUGCUGGACCUCCAGUGCAAUUGUAAAUCACCUGAAGACUACGGCAGUAGUGGAGAGUGUAGCUCCCCAUCUCCAAUUCCAACUUUUAAAGAAGUGUGGCAGGUUAAAGUUUGGCCAAAAGGUCUUGGACAUGCCAGGAAUUUAGUAGGCAUCUACCGACUGUGCCUAACUGACAAGACAGUCAACUUUGUCAAACUCAACUCUGAUGUGGCCGCUGUGGUUUUGCAGCUGAUGAAUGUUCGCAGAUGUGGCCAUUCAGAAAAUUUUUUCUUCAUUGAGGUGGGUCGUUCAGCCAUAACCGGGCCCGGGGAGUUUUGGAUGCAAGUGGAUGAUUCUGUGGUGGCUCAGAAUAUGCACGAGACCUUGCUGGAGGCCAUGAAAGCACUGAGCGAGGAGUUCCGUCAGCGCAGUAAAUCUCAGUCUGUCGGGACUUCGUGCGGCGGUGGGACAGUUUCAAACCCCAUCAGUGUUCCGAGUCGCCGGCAUCAUCCCAAUUUGCCGCCCAGUCAGGUGGGCUUCACCAGGCGCGCCCGCACAGAGACCCCUGGUGGAAGCAGUACCAGCACUUCACCGACGUCACGCCACGGAUUCCCGCGGGCUCGAACGGCAAGCAUUGGUGCCAGGUCUGAGGAGAGUGGCACAAGUACUAGGUCGACAUGGGCCAGCUCCAGCCCAAGUCUUAACGGGUCCUGCUCAACAACACCGACGCUGAGGCCUAAGCCCACCAGAGCCCCUACUCCUGCAAAGAUUACCCUCAGCCUCGCUCGCUACACGCCCAACCCCGCUCCCUCUCCUGCUCCUAGCCUGUCCUCCAGCUCCGGACACGGGUCUGAGUGUGGCCUUGUGGGCGCGGCAGUUGGAGGUAUGACGGUGUGCUCCUACUCCCGUGUGUCUCAGAGAGUUUCCGUUUCAGGUUCACCUAGCGACUACGGCUCCUCGGACGAAUACGGCUCCAGUCCCGGUGAACACUCAUUGCUCAUGCCAAGUAUGGCUGCCCAUCACGGGCAUGGUGAAGGAACUUCGAGCUACAUAGUUAUGGGUCAACGAGAGGGGCUCCUUGGUUCCCAUCAUCGCUCCAAAGGUAGACGCAUUCUUCGUCGCUCAUCCAGUCGAGAUUCUGAAGCAGAACGAAGACUCUUAAGUAAAAGAGCGUCUCUGCCUUUGGCCACCCACGAACGUGUGUUCCCGCAUCGAAAAGAUGAUGACGAGAACAAUGAAGAAUAUGCCAUAAUGUCACAGAAUGUGAACAGAGUGGUCUCUGACAGCGUGACGAUGGGGGGCGGGCGACGUGAUGUGGCAGGGGACAGCAGGAAAAGAUUUGACAAAAGGAGAGAAGCAAAUGCAAGAGCUCCUUCAGAUAGCGGCUACAUGUCAAUGCUACCUGGAGUUACAUCUCCAGCGGCAGACGAUGAGUACAUGGCCAUGACGCCAAACAGCAGCGUGUCCCCACCUCAGCACAUGCGGCAGCCUAGCUCGGAGGGUUACAUGGUCAUGUCUCCUAAUAGUAGCGUCGCCACAGAGUUGCAUGGACUGGGUAUGUGGGAUAAUAGGGUGAGCAUGGAGAGCCAGGCUUCUAGUGAUUACAUGAACGUCUCACCUAUCAGUAGCCGCUCUGCCUGUAGCACGCCACCUUCACACCCUGAACAGCAUCAACUACAACCAAAAAUGUUUAAUUCCUACUUCUCUCUGCCCCGAGCGUAUCAGCAUACCCUCUAUAGUCGCUUUGAGGAGGAUUUAAACAAAGGGGAAUGCAAAAAAGACACUAGUGAUAGCACUGGAAUAGGUGGGGGAGCAAGUUUCAACAAGAGAAACAAAAUGGGAGCGGUGCCUACUGGAGGUUUCCAACUCUCAAUGUCUUCCUCUUCCUUUUCCUCAAGCUCAGCCAGCAGUGAAAGCCUGGAGGACAAGACCAUAUCAGCAGGGAAAGGGUUAAGUUUGUACAAGAAUGCUGGAACGUGCACCAUAGAUGGCCGUCACCUACCAAAACGCGGAUCGAGCUGCAAGAGCCCAAAGCAACAAAGGAGGGGUAGGCCUCUCAGUGUGUCUUCAGACAUCGCUAAAGCAAACACCUUGCCUCGUGUGAAGGAGAAUCUGCCUCCAAUGGUGGCUCACAACGUCGGUGAGUAUGUCAGUAUUGUCUUUAAGGAAGACAAUAAUUAUACUGGCGAACGACGUGCAUUGUCGGAUAGAGCGCAAGAUGUAAUUCACGGAACCCUCCGCCCCUCAAACCAGCCCGUCCUUGUUCCUGAUAAUGCUGCUAACCUCCCUCGUAGCUUCUCUGCACCGUUGUCCACAUCUGCUGAGUAUGUCAGUAUGGAUGUAGGGAAGUCAUCAACACCCCUAAGGUCAACAUUCAGUCCCCCGCAGGGUCCACCAGCUGUCGCCCCGAUGGUUCGAUGUGAACAUGGCACAUCAUCUCCUCUGGGAACAGAAGGAAACUCUGUGUAUCGAUCCAAAGGAAAGAUAGCAGCAGACACCCUGAAUUCAUUCAUUGACAACAACAUUUCAGAUCCCAGCCUUUCAGCGAGACCUGCCACCCACUCAGGUCCUCCUGUCUCCGUGGAGGAGGAGCCAGGCCUGGGGUUUUCUCCAGUCAAGACCUUCCUGUCUCCCGAGCAUGGUAGUAGACUUGUCCGGACUGACAGUCAGGGUCGGCGGGGUCAUCAUUCAGAGAACUUUAACUCCCCUCCUUCCGUACCUCGACAACUACCCUCCACUACCAACACCUUCUCAGAGGGGGGCCAGCCAGCGGGCCACCGGCACACUUCGGACUCCUUGCUGUGGGAAAGCAGUCAGGCAGCUAGUUUGUCCGACACGGCACCUCCACAAGCCUCUGCUGAACAAGGCCUUAACUAUAUUGACCUUGACUUGGCCAUUAAGGAGAGCCCUCAAGCGGGAGCUGAGCGUUCUUCUGCUGCCUACAACAUGGGAGCGGGCGCUCUAGGCAGUGGGGCAGGCUCUAGUCUGAAUACGUACGCCAGUAUUGACUUUUAUAAGUCGGAGGAACGGAGAGCCCACCAAAUUGGCAGAAAGGAUGAUCGAGAUUGUUGAUUUGUGCUCAAGUCUACGAUGGAAACGGUGUGACAUCUCCUUGCUGAGCAGCACAACUGUUGCCGCAACACAACUGUUCAGGAGUCCAAAAUAUCGGAACUCUCAAAAACCAUUCCUCAUUCGUCUGACAUGUUUUGACAACGCAACAUGUGCCAAACACACCCACACACACGCACACAAAGGGUAAGGAAAUGUUUAUAUGCCUUGCUCCGAUUAUCGAACACAAACCUGAUGAUGGAUGAUGUGUGAUUAUUUGAGUUUACAGGUCGGCUUUAUAUCCAUUUGACAUGAUCAAAGCACUAUGACAAUCGGGCAAAGCCAUAAAGUCGGUAAAAAUGUCCCACGUUUGGUUUGAUUGCCUCCAUGAUUGACAUCAUUGUGAUUGGUAGCUAAGUAAAGUGUAAUGAAAUGUGAUCAUUCAAGGCACAGUAAUGUCAUCCCUGUAAUUUAUGGGGUCUUAUUCUAGCUUGCAGUCCCAAAAGGCUUUGUUUUUGUCUUGCGUGUCGUGUCAUCUUUUUCUGAAAACAUGUCACAUAAAAAAGAUGGAAACAUGGCUUGAUCACAGUCAUGCUUUUUGUCUAUCUAAAACACAGAUGCCAUUAAAGCCAUAAUGUUUCUUCAGGACUUUUAUUGAGCUGUAAAAAUAUUUUUUUUAAGUACAAUUUCUGGCUGUGACAUGGUAUUAUACAAAAACAACAACAACGGAAUUACAAAUGUUGAAUAUGAUGAUUCACAUUGAAGUUGCCCUCAUUUUUUCCCCUAAAAUGAUAAAAAUAAAAAUAAUGCUUUUGGAAAAAUAGUAACUGGAGAGGCAAUGUUGAAGUAUCAAAUCAAUAUUUCAGACACCUACAGUCAAGGGCGUAGGUUUGGUCUCAACAUUGGUAGGGACGUUACAACUGCAUGUACACCUUUUGCUGGGGACGGGACAUUCAUAAGACCAAACAGAUUGGGUGAAUGGGGAUCAGGGUUACAUUUGUCACAAAUAUAAACCUACCGUAAUUUUCGGACUAUAAGGCGCCAUACACCAAAUUUGACACGAAAACGAUAUUUUUUCAUAGAUAAACUGCACUGGACUAUAAGUCGCAACUGUCCUCGCUGUAUAAUGGGAUAUUUGCAGUAAAACAUAUUAACCGGUAACACUUUAUUUGACAGCGGCAUCAUAAGACUGUCAGUAGAUCAAAUGAACCACCAUGAAGUUUUGAACCAAUUAGCUGCAAAGCUUCAUUGUUUCAGAAGCUUCAUUUGGCCAUCACUGCUCCCUUGAAGAAGACAGUCAACCUCUGCUGCCACCUGCUGUCAACACUGUUGUCAUCCAACAUGCCUCCUAGCAUGCAUUGCAGUGCUACAGAUGUUAAUAACUAGAGGCGUGCGAAAUUUCAGAUUCUUAGAUUAUUCGCGAUUCGGCUGUGGAAGAUUCGAGAACGAUUCACAGACAUCCAAAUUCCGAUUAUUGAAUUAUACCAGGUAAAGCGGAAAUAAAACACAGUCAGCGCGGUCUUCGGGACACAAUGAGAAACAGACCGAGAGUAAAUAUCAUGUUCAACUCAUGCCGCUAGAUUAAAAAAAAAAAAAAAAAACCUGACUGCGGCCGUCAGCCGCUACAAACAGCGCCCAGUUGCUAGUUGCUACUAACAUACGGCAACAUAUGGUAGAUAUCACAAAAAUCUAGAACUAGAUGUGAAAUGACAGACGACGGCCAUGUUAGAUCAUAUACCAAGAACUAGAUGCGAAAUGACAGACUUUCCCGCGCUAGUAAACAGGCGCCAUCUUGAAGUAGUAGACUUUUCUAAAAGGCUCUGUUGUAGCGAACCAAAUUACUUAAUUGUGGUGCAUCAAUAAUCGAUUUAUAAUCGAAUCAGAGCCUCUGAAUCGUAAUCGAAUCGUUAGGUGCCCAAAGAUUCCCACAUCUAGUAAUAACAAUCAAAAUUCAUGUUCUGUGCUAAUAAUUGCUUCAGUUACUGCUCCAGUUGUUUCAUUAAUUGCUAGUUAUGGUAUUUGGUAACACUUAAUUUGACAGUGGCGCCAAAGGACUGUCAUAAGACCAUCAUAAUUAUGACGUGACACAGUCAUGAGCAUUAAUGAAUGCUUAUAACGGAUGUUAUUUAAUGUCAUCCCGUAAAUUAUCUCACUUUUGAAUGGAUGUAAAAGAUCCAAGCUGGACAUAAAUGGAGUUAGUGCUUUAAUUUGCCCGAUUACACUUAAUGACAUCUGUCCUAAGCGUUAAGUAAUGCCCAUGAUAGUGCCAUGUCAUAAUUAUGACAGUCUUAUAACAGUCUUAUGACGCCACUGUCAAAUAAAGCGUUACAUAUUAACCCAAAUAAAUCAACAAAUAAGCCGCACUGGACUAUACGCCGCAGGAUUCAAAAUGAGGGAAAAAAGUAGCGUCUUAUAGUCCGGAAAUUAUGGUAAUUAUUUGGUAGGCUAAGUAAUCAAUGCAAAAAUAAAUGUGUAUUGACUUACACCAACUUUCAUGUGUAUUUUUCAGGUGAUACACUGUUCGAUUCAAACCUUUGUUUUCAAAAACUACUUAAGAUACAUUUUGAAAACUCACAGAAUAAAUGUCUGGAUUUUAUUUGCAAUUUUAAUAAUUUAAUUUUUAAUAAUUUGAAUUGCAAUAUUUAAACAUGAAUUAUAUUCCCAUAUUUACAUACUUUUUACUUCGACUAUGAUUAAUGUAUGAAUAUCUGAAAAAAUGUCUGCAUAGACCUGCAAAUAAAAAUUUUGCAAAUAAAUAAUGUAGAAAAUAAAUACAUCUUAAAUAAAUGCAAGUCAUCAGCCAAUCAAAUGUAAAUUUGAGGAGAAAAUUGGACUGACACAUCCAGCAAGUGAAACCAGGUAAAUGUCAGUCUUAACAUAAUGAAAAUAAUACACUUAAUAAUAGUAGGGUCAAUUCUAUCCUUACAGCAUUUGGGAAGACAAAAUUACAUAAAAUUAUAAAUAUAAUUGACUCAUUAUUUUAUGCAAAUAAGAUUGCUUAAAAGUUGGUGGGGACAACUUGAGCAUUCUGAAAAGUUGGUCGUAUUAUGUCCCUACCGUCCCUAUGCAAACCUACGCCCUUGCCUAAAGUACGUUACUAGUGAAUUAAAACUAAUCACUAGGUUACAACAGUGUGCUCCUACAAGUAGUAUUACUAACUCCACAAUGUGUAAAAGUCAAUUAGUCAAACUCUACCUUGUUAUUAGAAGUGCACAUGUAGUGGUUCUACCGAUGUACUCUGUAUCAGUAGACAUCAUUACAACCCAUUGGAAACAUGUUUGUUUUUUGAUAUAGGUAAUUGGCAGUCAAUAUUAUCAGCACAGUAAAAAUGUUCAGUAUAGAAGACACAUGGCAAUGGUUUGACAUUAUUAAGAGUUUUGGUGUUCCACAUGGAGGCUCUUCUUUAUAAGUGUUCCUAUGAAUCACUUGCAAUGCAGUGUUGUUUUCGUCAACAAUGACAAUAACUAAUAAAAUAUUUUAUAGAACAUUUUUUCAUGACGUGACGAUGACUAGCUAAAUGUGGUUUGGUAAAACAUAACGAAACGAAUACCAGUUUUCGUCUGACGAGACGAAAAUGCUAAAUAGUUUCUGUCACGUACUUACAAUGCGCGACAUUUUCAUAUUGUACGUUGAGUAUGUCAGCUUUAAUCAUAUCAGUGUUUGGCUCGUGUCCCUCAUGUGAGAUGAUCCCUCACUCUUCUCACCGGAGUUUAGGAUGUGUUUCAAGCUGGGCUGCGCUCUGUCUUGCUUGUUCGUAAGCACAUGGUAAGAUUUGUUUUCUUAUCUUGGCAAGAGAGAAUAUGCAAUGUUGCUUUAGCCUCGUGUGUUAGUCCGUGCUGAGUGGUCAUCACACACGAAAUGUAACUCGUCGCGUUAACCAUAGCCUUCACGUUAGGAUUUAGCAUCAACUUUAGCGUGGCAAGCAUCCUUUUAAACUCUCUGACUUUUUUUUUUUUUUAACGUACUGUACAGUUCGUGAUGUCUAGGUGGGUUUAAUUGCUUUUCCAGCUGAGUGUGUACUAUCUUCACGAAGUUGGCGUUGUCCUUGUCGAAGCUACAAUAUGUGCUUGUCUAUGUGAAUUGGAAAUUGUUGGACACCUUGGGACUAGACAUGUGUCAAUUAGCAGUUUCAAGGUAUACCGUGGUAUGAAAACGUCAAGGUUUCAAAACCGCAAAACUUUUCCGUCAUACCGUCCCUAAGGUAUUAACUAUUUUUCAUGUCCCGAAAAUGCAGGGAGCAAUCCCUCGCUUGCAGCUGUAAGGCUCAACCCUCCCCCACUGGUUGGUGCUCAAUGUCAGUGAGUCAGCUGUGCUACAUGAUGGCUGGAGGAGGUGAAACUCAUGAUUUUUUCCCCCCAUCGAAGAAAACGAAAUUGCUGGUAUGGGAAUACUUCGGCUACAAAAAAGUUACAGACGGCCGCGGCUUAGAGAAGGAAGGCCAACCGACAUGUAAAACAUGUUUGCGGCGGGUGGCUGCCGAGGAGGCAAUACCUCCGACAUGAUUCCGCGUUUAAACAAAAUUAAAGUUUAGUAAACACUGUCAUGAACGUUUCCCACCAGCUACGAGAGUUAACUCCAGCGUGUUUAGUGUGUCUAGCGGUGGUAAAACAUGUGUUUGCUUUCUUUCUGGCAACUAUCUGUGUUCAGAAAGAGUGUGUGUAUAAUGUAAACAUGAUACGAGUCAUACAAACGUGCUUUUUAUGGAAAAUAAUUGAAUUAUUUUUUGUUAGGAUGGUAAUAAAGUUGAGCUGUGGUUGUGGGUUUAGGCUCACCUAAAGGACUGCAUUUAUUUUAAUUUUAUUUAGAAUAUUUCAGUUAUUUUUUUAUUUAUUUUAACUUAACAUUACACUUAUGUUGCAGUUUGAUAAUAUGUUUAAAAAGGUUUUUUUUUUUCUAAACCCAGACCUCAUAGUAACACAUUUUAAAGCUGGAAUUGCAAUAACGUGGUACCGUGAAACCGGGAUAUUUUUGUUUAAGGUCAUCAUACCGUCAGAAUCUCAUACCGGCACAUGCCUACUUGGGAAUAAAACUUUUGAAUUUUACAGACUAAAACAUUUUGAGUAACUGUCGACUAAAACUAGACGCAAUUUGACGAGAUUUUCGCGACUUAAGACGAACACAUUUUGAAAUGACUAAAAUAUGACUAUUUUCAUCCAAAAGACAAUGACAAAAAUUAAAAGGGCUGCCGAAAACAACACUGCUAGAAUAGUUACCCAUUAAAAAUGACACACAAACAUAAAAUGGAGGAUUUCAAAUUAAAUUGAGUCGCAUCUGUAGUUUAAUGGAAAGAACCAUCACUUCAGGCCACAUCGUAGGCUUUCCACACAAUUCCACGUGAGGCUUGUAAAGUAUCUUAUGUGAUUAAAUGAACCAUAUUGUCAGGACCCCCUUAAAGGAUGCAUUUAUUCCUGUUGCCAUGGCUUUUUAUGCAGCAUGCAUCCUUGUGCAUACCAAUUGGCCAAUCAAAAAUAAUGUUCUUCCGCAGCAUUAUUUGGUCAGCGUGUCCCAAGUAUACACUCAGUACCUCAGACAAACUGAUUUGGUACAAAAAUUGCCUUCAGUCCACUAUAUGGUCUAUAGUUGUGGUACAAAGAGAAAAACAAGAUGACAUCAUAUUUUGUGUUUUAGCUAAAUGUUUUCGAACCAACAUGUACUGCGAUUCCAAAACGAGUGUGUACAUUGUUUGUUGUUUAAAAAAAAAAAAAAAAAAAAAAUCAAUGUAUAUUGUUCUAUGGUUCAUACUACAGUAUACAAGAUAACAGCAUUUACGACACUGCAGUUGUUUUUUAUCAUUUACAUACCAGUUUACGCAAAUAUAAUGUGACACAUGUUAUUCAAAAUAUACAGCAUACAUACAGUAUUUUGAUUAAUGAUAUUUAGCCUAGAUAUCUAUAUACGCUUUUAUAAAGUGCCUCUUUUUUGAUUGUAGCUGUUUUACACAAUCUUUCAAUGGGUAGUGACAAUACAAAAACGAGUGAGGAAACAUUGGUAUCAGCAAAUAAUUUUCAAAAUUGCCUUACUGUUUAUCUGAAAUAUGAAAAAAAAGAUUUUUUUUUUUGAGGGUGCCUAACAGUUAAGCCACUAUGUAAGCAUCCCUUGCUGUUAUUUGACUUUGUCAAGUUGAGGUUUGGCCCAAAAUCCACAACACGGGCUGCUAUUUCAUCCUAAAAAGGUUACCGGACAACAUGUGGAUUCUAAAUUGUACACGUUUUAAUCUUGAAUCCUUUUUUUAACGACUUUCUGCAACGUUUUUACCUGACAGCUUUCACUUUCUUGUAUAUAAAAUACUAACAAAGCAGACUCAUAUCAGGCUGCAAAUGAAAUGUAUGUAUUGGUUUAGGCUUGUAGUGUAUCUUGAACCUCAAAGCAAACAUUAUUUGAACUCUUCAGAGCAGCUAAGCGCUUACCUGGGCUAGUACACUAUGAACACGCUUGUGUGUGUUGUUUUUCUAUAUUUGAAAGUGGAUUCAGUCCCCAAAUGGUGUGAAUAGUGCUCCUCUUUGCCUUUACCCAACACUCGAGACCUGGUGUGUUCCUCUCACAACCUAAUAUUUGUAUUAUUUCUAUUGGUUAUACUGCUGUUAGAUUGCUAAAUAACAACAACAAAAAUAUAGUCUGCCUUGAUUGAUUUAUAGACAAAAUCAAUCAUAAAUCUGAUUUCAAAGGAAUAAUUCUUUCGUUGAAGUGCUACGGGGCCAAAAUGUUUUUCUUUUUUUUAAUUCUUCAAUGAAAAUUUUUAAGAGUGUUUUUUAUAAAGUUAAUGUGACUUUAUGACGGGCUGCAUACAGUACCCAGAACCACUGAAAGCUGGUUUGGUCCAAUUUCAGUUUAUAUGAAACACACUGUAAAAUAAAUCAAAAUGGAGUGAAUUUAUGAUUUAAAAACAAAGUGUGAGAUGGCCAAACUCAGCGUAUUUCUGGUUGCGUGUAUACAGGGUACAAAGGAAGAAGGCUUUCUCGAUGUAUUUUUCACACUGGUAGAUUUUCCCACAUUCAGAAUCAUAUUUAUGAUGUGUUUUCAAGAGGGUUAGUAACAGCAAAUAAGGGCAAUCGUGUGGUCGCACAAGAGUGCACACCCGCCUAUAAAUGGACUCAGAAUUAACUGGAAAAUGUGCAUCUGUUUGGAAUAAUUUAUAAUUCGCUUGGACCAUGAAUUAAACCUCCAAAACAUUUUCGCUACUGUGGAAACCUAAUUAAAUUUUGGGUUAUGAAUUGAAAAGUUUUGUUUGGCGCACACAAAAGAUUAAAAGAACAAAACAGUGAAGGUUUAUUUAUUUAUUUAUUUUUCCUCCAGUGACAUAAAAGUUAUCAGUCUAAAUAACAAUGGAAAAUUACUGUUGCAGUUCUUGAAAAUUUGGCAUUUGAAUAGGGGUGUGCACUUUUUUUUUUUUUUAAUGCACAGUAUAAAUUCACUCAAACUCAGAAUUUGGUAAGAGAUGACAAAAUUGAAAUGUACUUUAUUACAAAAUUUCAAAUGAGAAAUUAACCUCUAAACACUUGUAAUUUAACUAAACAGACGACUUGGUUGAAGAGGUCCUUUAUAAUCUUGUUAUUCCUUCAGUGAUUCUCUUCUAAUUAGGGAUUACGAAGUCAUUCUGACUAUACCUCAUAAUCUCAAAACCAUGCAGACAAAACAGUUGGUAGUUAAACCCCUGACGAUCUAAGAGCACAAUAGGUCAUCAAACAGGAGCAAAAUAUCAAUAGAAGCUCUAAAACUGCUCCUUAGUGAAGGACCGGACUCUAAGUGUGGGAAAUGAUACUGUAUUUACAAUCAAGAUAGCAUCUGUAAUUACAAUGGAAAGAGCAUUUUAUGUAUUUUAAAGUUAUUGAUACUACUUUGAUAAUGAUGUAAAAAGAUUGAACAUGACCUAUGUAAAAUAUCAUGUGUAUAGAGGAGUUCAAUGAAGGGGUGGGAAAGUUUGGGUUGAGUGGGGUUCAUUCUUGACCAAUUCUUUCCAAACAGAAUCUUGAUGAUACUUGUCUGUGAUGUAGACAACCUCAAUGUUUUUUUUCUAUAUAUAAAAGACAAAGUGGAAAAAAAGAACAUUUGUGAGUCUUUUAUUUAAUAUGUAUUAAAGUCCAAGUUGCAAAAUUUACAUUAUGUGCCACCAGACUGUCGUCAGGCAACACUGAUCAGACUUUUUAAGGUAUUAGCCAGACUUUAUAUUUUUAAUCCCAGACUUCUCUGGUCUACCAGAUGGUAUAUUGGCAAGACCAUUGCGUGACAAGAUGCCACUUUAUGUUUCUCACACAUGUACUUUUUGGAUUUGCUAAUUCAAAAGUUUGGCUAACCCAUAGACCUCAUAAUGUAAUUGAAGGGACACGCGGCGCAGGGCUGAUAAAUCGGGGGCCUGCAUUGUUGGCCAGGCCUUCAAAGUUGACAGGGUGGAAUCACAGACAAAGAGCUAUUUUCGUUGAACAUUCUUGUGAAGAAAAGCUUAAAUCCCUGAAUUCUUUACAGUUAGGGACGUAAAAUAGUCUAGAUUCUUGGUUAAAAGCAUAA